CAGCUGAAAAAUAUUUUGUUUGGAUGAAAGUGCGUCUCGAUAAUAAAUCCUGUGGCGAACUCUUCGAAAGGCCAGCGAGCACAGCAUUCAAAGAGACACACGAAGGACGCUGGUGGCAGCUUGAAACGUUCCUAAAUCGGUCGGAAGCAUGGAAGGUAACUCUUACGAUCCGCUGCCGAACAAUUCCACGGCAAGUGCGACGGACGGUAGUAGCGAGCGCGACAUCGCCAGCAGGCGGAAUCGACUGAUGCGCAUCACCCAGCGAACGAUCGACACGGACGACGAUAGCAGCAGGAGCAGCCGUAACAGUAACCGGAGCAACAGCGAUGGUGAGGACAACAACCGUGGACUGAUGAUGGAAGAAGCGGAGAAUCCUGCCGAAGAAGAACAAUUCGAAAUGGCCAACAUCGUUUCCGGGCAGCAGGCGGAUGAGGAAGCCCGUCUGUUCGAGGACUACAUACGGGAGCGCGAAUCCACGGGGACGGAAAUCUACAACACAGAGCUUCCGACUGAGCAUGCCUAUCUGGGAAAGCUGGAGCGAGUGGAAGGAGUGGAUUACCUGGAACCGGGAAAACUGUACCGCAUGCCAAUUUACAGCCACCAUUCGGUGGUGUAUCCGGGCGAGAUAGUGCCACUGAUGCUGAACGCUUCCAGUCUGUACAGUACGGCCGGUACCGACGACGAUUCCCCCGAUGGGCUCAAGUUUGGGCUCGUGUUUCAGGAUCAGUACACGAGCAAGGGUCGGGUGUACGGUGUUACGUGCCAGGUUUACGAGAGGGGCGAUGAAGGCGAAUCGGCUCUGUUAAAAACAAUCGCUCAACAGAGAUUUUUCAUCGUGCGCCAAACAUAUGGUAGAAGAGCCGAAGUGAAGAUUCUUCCGGAAAUCGUACUACCAGACCCGUUGCUAAGCAGCUGUUCGAACGCAAUGGUUCGGUACGCUUACGGUCGGCGAAAAGAUCGAGUCACUAGCUUUAAGCGCAUGCUAGCUCAAACGAACGUAUGGCCAAAGUUUGUGUACGAUCAGUACGGCACGGAGGAGGUGCUGACGAAGGUGAAGCGUUACCUGUCGUCCGUUAAAAUCACGAGCGUACCGACCGAUCCAAUAAAGCUGUCGUUCUGGUUGGCAAGAAACAUCCCGCUGACGGAGGAGAAUCGCAAAAUGAUCUUUUGCACCGACUCGGUGCUUCGCCGUAUGCUCAUAAUCAACAAGGCGCUCGAUCAUAUGUGGUACUUUAUCUGUAAGCGAUGCGAUAGCGAGAUCGCCAAUUACAACGAUAUUUUCGCGAUGUCAAAGCAGGGCGUCCAAACGAGCUACUGCAAUCCUUCGGGCUACGUACACGACACACUAACCGUGCUGAAAACGAAGGAAAAUUCGACACUAACCGUUGAUCGGCCGUCUACAGAUUUUAGCUGGUUCCCGGGCUACUCCUGGCAGAUUACAGUUUGUGCAAACUGUCGGCAGCAUCUGGGCUGGAAGUUCGUAGCCACAAAGAAAAACUUUCUCCCGAAAAGCUUCUUCGGACUAUCGGGGAUCAAUAUUACGGUGAAAUCGCAUGGUGAUCUAAAGAAGAACCUACCAGACGCCAGUGACGGUGCCAAUGGAGGGCCAGCGGCUGCCAGCGGUAGCAACGACACCAGUAGGUUCGGCCGGAUAGUGGUAACGGCUGAGAACUACAGCUCGAGCAGUGACGAUGAUUAUUUUACCUUCGAUUAGCAGCGAAACGCAUCGACGGUUCGUUCGUUGACUCUGUGUAUGUUGAUUAUUUUUCUUUUAGUUUUAUAUUUCUAUUUCUUUCAAGAAGAUCGCCUGUAGUAGCUUGGCUACACCACCACACCUGUUUCGAAUGCGUUCUUAGCGUUCGAUUCUCCUUCCUCCUAUUCUUAAGACCCUUUGCUGACUCUCUGUUAUAGUAUUUCAUUUGUUUUGCCGUUUGUUUGAAUGUCGGACAAGCUCGUUUUAUUUUUUACAUCGUACCGUUUAGUGAAGAUUCAGAAAAAAGUAGUCGAAGACUGAUUUUGAAAUGCGAUAGCGCCCAAAAACACACGGCAUACCCCAGAGAGAGAGAGAGAGAGUGUGUGUAAUCAUAUUUAUUUAGUUGAACACCAAUGAAUCGCUUCCUCUAGUGCGAUUGCGAAAUCAUUCUCAAUCGGUGCGUAAAUAAGAGAAGUAGUUGGAUACGACCCAUGCGCACUGUGUCGCGUUCUCGAAGUAGAUCGAUCCUGUCCAGUGAAAGGAGGAUAGCCAUUUGCGGGGGACGUGUCUGUUUCGUAUCUUUUGUGCCGAAUACCACGGCCCAAUAGUUAUAGCCGUUUCUGAGGGUGAGUUUUCGCCAAUGAGUUGAAAAUAAAAUAAAUGAAACAUAUAAUGUA
Anopheles aquasalis is the source of this 2370-nucleotide messenger RNA. It is a transcript of the gene ohgt, whose product is annotated as E3 ubiquitin ligase component cereblon. Lineage: Eukaryota; Metazoa; Arthropoda; Insecta; Diptera; Culicidae. The record is from RefSeq and is a predicted model, not a curated record.